This is a messenger RNA of Paramecium octaurelia, 444 nucleotides long. The record is from the annotation of a GenBank genome assembly. NCBI's taxonomy places the organism in Eukaryota, Ciliophora, Oligohymenophorea, Peniculida, Parameciidae.
AUGUGCUUCUACUUUAGAUCACAGGGAGUUACUCUGGUUUUGGAAACAAUUUAUCAACUUUUACUGCUGUUUAUGAUGGUUACUUUUUAUCAAACUAGAAAGGUUACAUAGGUGGUAGAUGAAGGGAAGUAGCAAAAAGGGUGUGCUUUGUUACCAGAAUAUUCAUGGUAGUAAUGGAAGAUAUUGCUAUAAAGCACUCUAAAGUUUUAAAUCCAGAGAUUCAUGUUAAAUUAGGACAUGCAGAAAUCUCAGAAUUCGAAUUGGCUAUGCGAUUAAGAUAAUUAUUUUAGAAAUUACAAAGACCAGGAGUCAAAUAAAGCGUAUGGAUUGUUAAAGAUUGAUUCUUAAAUGAAAGAUAGGGAUAUUAUUACUAAAAUGGCUUAUUUAUUUUAAUUACUGGUGAAGUAAGGAAAAUACCAAAUUUAUGAUAAGAUUCAAGAAUGA